AUAAGGAGUAAAACAUCUCCAAUUCACACUUAUUUCACGUGUGUGUGAGAGGCUUAACAACUGAAGCGAAUAAUGCGAAAUAUUAGAGAUUAUUUUUGUUGAUCAGCUUUUAAAAGAACCUGUAAAUGAAAGACAUCUGAUAACUUUCGCUUCUAAGGGCGUGGUCUCAAUGGGAAUCACAUGAUUUAACCCCACAUGAACAAUUGUCACAUGACUGUGAAUGUUUUCCAAGAUGGCGACCACGGUACACACACCGUUUGUGUUGCUCCUCUUUCAAAUCGGCGUUUUUAGCCUUCCUGUCAGUCAGACACCUCAAGAAAGUCCGACAUGUGGAUAUAAGUCCUGUCAUGCUAUAAAGCCGGGGAUGUUGAACGUGCAUCUGGUUCCCCACACACACGACGACGUCGGUUGGCUCAAGACUGUGGACCAGUACUUCUACGGAGCCCGUAACGACAUCCAGCAUGCUGGGGUACAGUACAUCCUGGACUCGGUAGUGGACCAGCUCCUGAAGAACCCCGACCGACGCUUCAUCUACGUCGAGACGGCGUUCUUCUACCGCUGGUGGAAACGGCAGUCUGGUGACAUGCAGGACACCGUCAAACAGCUGGUUGAUGAGGGGCGGUUGGAGUUUGUCAACGGGGGCUGGUGUAUGAGUGACGAGGCCACUACGCACUACAGCGCUGUCGUCGACCAGAUGACCAUCGGCCUGCGCUUCCUCAACGACACGUUUGGACCCUGCGGACGACCCCGCGUCGCCUGGCACAUCGACCCUUUCGGGCACGCCCGCGAGCACGCCUCCGUGUUUGCCCAGAUGGGUUACGAUGGGUUCUUCUUUGGCCGCCUGGACUACCAGGACCGGAGUCGUAGAAAGGCUUCCAGGGAACAGGAGAUGGUCUGGAGGGCCAGUGAGAGCCUCGUGCCCCCCGUCGCCGACCUCUUUACUGGUAUCCUCCCAAACGGGUAUAACCCUCCUGAAGGCUUCUGUUGGGACCAGUUGUGUGACGACCCACCAAUCAGAGACGACCCUGACCUGGAGGACUACAAUGUGGAAGAUGUGGUCAGCAAGUUCCUUACUGUGGCACAAGAACAGGCCAAGGUGUAUAAAACCAACCACAUAAUCAUGACCAUGGGUUCAGACUUCCAGUAUGAGAACGCCAACCUCUGGUAUAAGAACCUGGACAAACUCAUCCGCUACGUCAACCAGAAGCAGGUCAACGGCUCCAACAUCCAUGUGCUCUACUCCACGCCCUCCUGUUACCUCCAGGAGCUUCACCGGGCAAACCUCAGCUGGACUGUAAAGAGAGAUGACUUCUUCCCCUAUGCCGAUGCGGCACAUGACUUCUGGACCGGCUACUUCACCAGCCGGCCGGCUUUAAAACGCUACGAGAGGAUCAGCAACAGUUACUUACAGAUUUGUAACCAGAUGGAAGUCCUUGGUGGUCCAACAUCCAGGAACGGGUCCUUUGGAGUGGGAAACAGUGACACUAUGAAGAAGGCCAUGGCGGUGGCACAGCAUCAUGACGCUGUAUCCGGGACGGAGAAGCAACACGUUGCCGACGACUACGCCAGAAGACUGGCCAAUGGCUGGACCCAAUGCCAGGUGUUGGUCAGUAACACUCUAGCUGCUCUGAGUGGUUCCUCUGCUCCUCGUGUCUACUGCGAACACCUCAACAUCAGCGUUUGCCCUCUGACCGAGUCCAGCAGCAAGUUCUCGGUGAACGUGUAUAACCCCCUGGCGCGUCCAGUCGGCUGGUCGGUCAGGCUUCCGGUCAACGGGACUGCCUACGCUGUGACCGACUCCAGUGGCAACGCAGUGGACUGUCAGGUGGUCCCAGUGUCCCAGGCCACAGUUGUGGUGCGGAGGGACAGGGGGUACGCCGUUAACGAGCUGCUGUUCCAGGUCCGGGCUCCUCCGAUGGGCUACAGCACUUACUCCGUCUCCCUGCUUCAGAAGGGGCCUCCUCCGGCCUCUCCGUUUCCCAGGGCUCCUAAGGACAUUCAGAACAAGUUCCUGAAAGUGACCUUUGACCCAGAGACUGGUCUUUUGAGCAGUCUCAGUAACCUAGAGACCCAGCAGACUGUCAGACUGUCACAGAACUUCUACUGGUACAACGCCAGUGAUGGUAACAACAAGGACAGUAAACAGAUGUCUGGAGCGUACAUCUUCAGACCCAACUCUUCCACCACCUUCAUCAUCAGCAAGACUGCCAAGAUAGAAACAGUACAGAACUCCGUGGUCCAGGAGGUACGACAGUGGUUUAGUCCCUGGGUUUCUCAGGUGGUCCGUCUCUACGCGGACAGCAGGGUUCUGGAGCUGGAGUGGACCGUCGGCCCGGUCCCUAUUGGUGACAACAUGGGGAAAGAGGUGAUAACCCGUUUCGACACCAGUAUCAACUCCUCUGGAAUCUUCUACACCGACUCUAACGGCAGAGAAGUGCUGCAGCGACGGAAAGACUACCGCCCCACCUGGACCCUGACUCAGACGGAGCCUGUGGCUGGGAACUACUACCCCAUCAACUCCAGAGCUUACAUUAAGGAUGAAAAGGACCAGCUGACCGUGGUGACUGACCGCUCUCAGGGAGGAGGCAGCAUCCAAGACGGAUCACUGGAGAUCAUGCUGCACCGACGGUUGCUCCACGAUGAUGUCCGAGGAGUAGGCGAGCCCUUAAACGAGGCCUCUGACCUGUACCCAGAAGGCCUGGUGGUCCGCGGUCGCCUCCUCCUCUCCCUUAACCCCCCCGCCGUGGCUGCCAACACCCACCGCCCCCUAGCGCAGGAAGUGGUACUGCAGCCUCUGAUCACGUUCACUGAAGGACUGCUGCCGCCCAACACGCGACCGGAGUUCUCGGGGCUGCAGACUGCACUGCCCCCUGCUGUUCAUCUGCUGACAGUGUCUCAGUGGGACCCGGACUUGGUGCUGCUCAGACUGGAGCAUCAGUACGAAGCCCGGGAUAGCAAGGAGCACUCGCAGCCGGUCACAGUCAACCUACAGAAGCUCUUCGCUACUUUGGAUGUGCUGGGAGUGUCCGAGAUGAACCUGUCAGCCAAUCAGUGGAAGCAUGAGAUGACCCGUCUGGAUUGGAAGGUGGACUCAGGUGAGAAGCCCCUGCCUAAAACCAAGGGAGACCCCUCGGUGUGGGAGGUGACACUCAAGCCCAUGGAGAUUCGCACCUUCUUGCUCCGUGUCAGGCUGAGAUAGCCAAUCACUGGCCACCGUUCCAGAACGAGUUAGGGAUUGGGCAUUUUGGACUAUUGUCCCUGAAGUGAAAUCUCAACUUGAUCCUGCGACCGACAGACCUGCCCAAUGACCAGCACAUACUCUCAAUCAACCAAUCCCUUUGGCUCAGUGACUGUGACAUUACUGCCUUAACAACACUUGACUGAAUGUAAAGAAUUGUGCACAUGCCUUGAUUAAAUGUAUUUUAAUUGUAUUUUCAAUUUUCUGAGUUGGUUUGAAAAAAAAUAAAAAGGAAAAUGGGUAUGA
Molecule: messenger RNA, 3484 nt
Organism: Esox lucius (northern pike)
Lineage: Eukaryota; Metazoa; Chordata; Actinopteri; Esociformes; Esocidae
Gene: man2b1
Product: mannosidase, alpha, class 2B, member 1
Exons: 23
Coding region: 221-3199 (992 amino acids)
Biological process (GO): mannose metabolic process
Cellular component (GO): lysosome
Molecular function (GO): carbohydrate binding; alpha-mannosidase activity
Source: RefSeq, a predicted model, not a curated record